Daphnia magna is the source of this 459-nucleotide messenger RNA. RefSeq lists its product as uncharacterized. The coding region runs from base 16 to 459 and encodes 147 amino acids. NCBI's taxonomy places the organism in Eukaryota, Metazoa, Arthropoda, Branchiopoda, Diplostraca, Daphniidae. The record is from RefSeq and is a predicted model, not a curated record. The transcript is spliced from 3 exons.
GUUUUCUCAUUGUUCAUGAGCGCAUUGCUUCACGAUUUAGUCGGAGACAUCGAAUCAUCCGUGAGUGGAGAGUCGUGGAGGUUGGUUAGCUUUGGUGUUUCAGCCCCAGAAAACGACAUCGUGCAUGUUGACUACCAAACCUUGCCAUCUGGCAAAUCAGAGAAUAUCAAAAUUUUCCAGUGGUCGUCAUUGGAAGUUAAAAGAAAUAAAGUCCUUUAUUUGCACUUCCUGAGUGGUGAUCAAAACUGCUCUGACUUUCAUGUCAUCAAUCAUAUUUGUUCUGAAGAGCAGACCUUAAAAUCCAUGCUGGAUUUUGAUCCCAAUCACAACAUCUUUUCAUACUUGGUUUUGAGAACAGGCCCUUCUCCUAUUUUUGAAAGUAGGAAAUUCAUCAAUCAUCGCAUCAUCCUAUUUCCGUGUUUAUGCAAUAGUAGCAUAUUUUCAGGUAAACCUGCUUAA